This is a messenger RNA of Cornus florida, 1862 nucleotides long. RefSeq lists its product as uncharacterized. Bases 406 to 1074 code for a protein of 222 amino acids. The record is from RefSeq and is a predicted model, not a curated record. Lineage: Eukaryota; Viridiplantae; Streptophyta; Magnoliopsida; Cornales; Cornaceae. Gene Ontology annotation, molecular function: protein binding. The transcript is spliced from 4 exons.
GCUGUCACAAUCUCCACCCCUUUUAUAAAUUUCCUCCCCGAAAUUUAUAAUUCCAUUGGUGUUCUUAGUGUUAUUUUGCUAAAUUAGGUAUUUUGCUACAAAAUCAACAUUCAAUGCUCCAUGAUCCUCGAAAUUUAUAAUUCCAUUGGUGUUCUUAGUGUUAUUUUGCUAAAUUAGGUUCAUCGAUGGCUUUACCAGAGGACGACGCGUUACACUCUCACUCUCUCUCCAGUCACCUAGCUUCUUGUCAUUGCUCAAAGCCUGAAACCGAUUCUCAUUAUCUACACCACAGGCUUCCCAUUUUCAAACCCUAGACUUCUCUCACUAUCUCUCCCCCUUCUUCCCUGAUAUCUCGUCUCUUCUCUCUCCUCUUCGUCUUCUUCUUCUUCGCUGACAGGAGGCUUCAUGGAUGAUCCAAAGCUGCUAGUUGUUGCCAUUGAUGGCGAUAUGCAAGAGUUUAGUUUUGCCCAAAAGGGUCUUCAAGUCACGUGGGAAACUGUCAUCAAUGAUAUAAUCAAUUCAGAUUAUUGUUUUGCAUUUGAGGUGAGAGAUAGCUACUAUUAUAAUGCAAAAAAAGACAAGAAGGUCGCUGUUUUGAAGUUUCAGGCUUCAAGAAAAUGUGCUUUUAUUUAUGGGUGUGGUACCACAAACUAUGAUAUUAAGUAUCGUGUGUGCCUUGAUGAGUCCGAGCUCAACCCAAUAUCUACUGCUACAGAAGUUAACGUUGGAUCUUUGACUUGCUAUUUAUUAUGCCUUCCCAAUGAAAUAAAACUGAAGAUUGUUGAGUCACUUGAUGGUGUAGAUCUUGCAAAGUUCGGGUGUGUUUGUUCAGAAUUUAGAAAUUUGGCAUCAGAUGAAUGUUUGUGGAAGCAAAAGUUUCUCUUGGAGUUCAGUGACAAGGUGAAGGAGCGUGCGGAAGGAGAGAGCCUCUGGAAGCACCAGUUUGCUGAGGCCUGGAGAGAGAAGAAGUUCCAUUCGAGGAUAUUAGUAGUUCCCACAGCGGCAAGGUGCAAUCCUUUGUAUUCAAAGAAGUACUGUAAAUUCGUGUUGAAGAAUCUGAAGCGUCAUGGGUGAUCCAAAGCUCCUAGUGGUUUCCAUUGAUGGCACUGUGCCAAGGUUUAGCUUUGCCAGAAAGGGUGGUCUGGUCACGUGGGAGACGAUCAUCAAAGAUAUAAUCAAUACAAAUUAUUGUUUGGCAUUUGAGGUUAGAGAUGGAGAUGGCAUUUAUCAUGAUGCAAAAGAAGGCAAUAAGGUUGCUGUUUUGAAGUUUCAGUCUUCAAGAAAAAAUGCUUUUAUUUACGGGUGGGGCACCAAGAACUAUGAUGUCAAGUAUAGUGUGUGCUUUGAUGAGUCCGAGCUCAACGAGGCAUCUACAUCUACUGCUGCAGAAGAGACUAUCGAGUCUUCGACUUGCCAUUUAUUGUGUCUUCCUGAUGAAAUAAAACGGAAGAUUGUUGAGUCGCUUGAUGGUAAAGAUCUUGCAAAGCUCGGGUGUGUGUGUUCGAAAUUUAGAAACUUGACGUCCGAUGAGUGUUUGUGGAAGGAUAAGUUUCUCGUGGAGUUCAGUGAGAAGGUGCGGGAGCAUGCUGAAGGAGGGAGCCUCUGGAAGCAGAAGUUUGUCAAGGCCUGGAGAUGGAAGAAGUUCCUUUCCAUGAAUAUAGAAGUUCCGGCAGGGGCAGCGUGCUAUCCUUUGAAUUCGAAGAGCUACAUUGAUUUCGUGUUGACGAAUCUGUGAGCACUUCUACCAUUCAGUGUAGUCAAACACAAAUGCCUAUUUUUUAUGUGGUUCCUUAUUUAUUGUAUGGUUAUCUUGAAGAUUUUGCUGCUGUUGUAUGGCUUAAUUUAAGUUGGAUUACUUAUUA